CAAAACAAAAUCAAAGCAAACUAAAGCAAUUGCGCCAUUAUUUGCUGACGACUGCUAAAUGUUGCUGAAUCGCUUCCGUGUGAAUGCCAAAAUGCACUAAAGUGUUACUAAAAUUACUGCCGCUGCUACUUAAAAGCUAACGAAAUAAACCAAACAAUAAAAAACUCAGUAAACUCAGUAAAAUAGAUAAGAGUUUAGAAGUGACUAAAAUAACACUAAAUAAAACAAUCCAUAAUUUGAUAAUUAAACCGCAAACUAAAAUUAAUUUUAUGUUUUGGAAAAUUAUUUAUGUUCGUAAACUGUGCCAAAUAAAAUUUAAUUUAACAAUUUACCAGUCCAAGUCCAGAAUAUGUGUGGAAAAAAUAUUGUGUGAAAACUUAUGCAGCCAAUUUUAAUUCAAAAUGCAACUGAAGUCGCUGUACUUAAAGGAAAAUAAAGAAAAUUUUCGACCCUCGAAGAAACUGCGUUGAAUUUCGUCUCGACGUAGCGCACGACAGCAAAAAGUUAGCAAAAAUGUAAAAAGUAGUAGUGGUAGUAGUAUUAGCAUCAAUUAAGAAAAAUAGUAGUAAAAUUUGUAGUUGCAAAAUAUCUCACAGAUAAAAAGCAAUUGUGUUCCAUUAAUACUUAAGUAAAUUUAUUGUAAGUGAAUUGCAAGUAAAAACCCGUUUGACACUCCCCGCGUGCACUGUAAAAUGGCUGGACCACAAGUGCAGCACUCACAGCGACCUACAAGUGCUUAUUACACUGGUCUCAAUGGUUCGAGUGGUAUUGGUAACAACACAAUUACAACAAGCGCUUCACACACUGGCCUACAUGCACUGAGGCAAGUUUCGAAUGAAAAUGAAUUAAUCUAUCGCGGCAGUAACGGCAACACUGUGACCGACGCAUGUGCCGCAAGCACUAGUCGAGCGGUCAUACAACGGCAGCCCCAAUCCAAAAGCACAAACAGCAUCAACGUUGGAAAUGUAGUUAGUGUCAGCGGUUCUGGACCCGGUUGCAGUGAUGCAUUAAUAGUUAACGCAGCGAAUUCGCGGAAGGCAUUAUCCAACUCACAGCGUAGCAUUGAAAUAGUUGUCGAUGACACGCAAUGUGGGAAGUCCGACGAUGUUGAACAGGGGCAGACCCGCAAGGCAUCACGUCAUCGACAUCGACCACUGCAUCGACGGUUCAUAAGCUAUUUGCGCAGUCUAUUCCAAGGCAGUACCGCACAAACUGAUUCCGAAUUAGAAGAAUUUGAGACGCCAGCACGUUAUCGUCCUGAUUCCUUAAGUGCCCUCAGUCGUGCUACACGCUUCACAGAGGAUGAAAUCAAACGAAUUUAUCGCGGUUUUAAGGCUGAAUGUCCAACGGGUGUCGUCAAAGAGGACACCUUCAAAGUAAUUUAUUCGCAAUUUUUUCCACAGGGAGCAAAUCCAACCUUAUAUGCACACUACGUAUUUAAUACACUUGACCAGCAUCACAGCGGUAUCGUUAGCUUUGAGUUAAAGCAAAAAUUAGCAAAAUAUAUACGAGAAGCUUAA
This is a messenger RNA of Teleopsis dalmanni, 1520 nucleotides long. RefSeq lists its product as uncharacterized. The record is from RefSeq and is a predicted model, not a curated record. Gene Ontology annotation, molecular function: calcium ion binding. The coding region runs from base 693 to 1520 and encodes 275 amino acids. Lineage: Eukaryota; Metazoa; Arthropoda; Insecta; Diptera; Diopsidae. The transcript has 4 exons.